This is a messenger RNA of Aspergillus eucalypticola CBS 122712, 511 nucleotides long. RefSeq lists its product as uncharacterized. Lineage: Eukaryota; Fungi; Ascomycota; Eurotiomycetes; Eurotiales; Aspergillaceae. The coding region runs from base 155 to 448 and encodes 97 amino acids. The transcript has 2 exons. The record is from RefSeq and is a predicted model, not a curated record.
UCAAACUGGUCCUCUCUCAUUUACACUAUGGUCUUGCGAGCCACUCUUGUUACUAUACCCCAGUCGUUUUGCUGAGUCGUCAAUUCAUUUUUUUAUUUUUGUUCAUUUUUCUUUCUCUUCCAAUUCGCAAUCAAGGAUCAUAUAACAUUUUUCGAUGGAAGAUGCGAUGUCUUCCCCCCGCCUGCAGCGAUCUUGUAUUGGUAAUCUUCGUGUUACACAUAGCGCAGAAUAUCAACUGAGCGGAAUCACGUUGCCGGCACCCAAGGUACGCUAUCCCGCCCUCCUAAUCGGAUGGGAUAGUGAAUGCACACAGGAUGCAUUCCGCCUACCGUAUCAAUGUAGAGCCCACAAAUACGCCAGGGGAUCUGAGACCGCGACACGGAGAAAAACCAUCAAGUUGCAUUUUGGCCCUGCUGAGGGCUCGUUUGCCAACGUACUUCAGGAAUAGAACAGAUGCCAGGUGCAUUGCCAUCUCCGAAUUAAACCGUGUAUCCAGCACACAUUCACUCAC